UCAGGGAGUAAAACUCAAGGUGUGGUGCAAGGCGUAACCUCAGUGGCUGAGAAGGCGAAGGAGCAGGCAUCCCAGCUGGGCGAAGCGGCGUUCUCCGGCGCCGGCAACAUUGCGGCGGCCACCGGGCUGGUGAAGAAGGAGGAGUUCCCUGCAGACCUGAAGGCAGAAGAGGUGGCCCAGGAGGCCGUGGAGGAGCCACUGGUUGAGCCGCUGCUGGAGCCAGAGGGGGAGAACUACGAGGAACCCCCGCAGGAGGAAUACCAGGAAUACGAGCCAGAGGCAUAAUGGACCCCCAUCCUUGCCUCUUCCACCAGCAGCACAACGAACCGCCGGUAGCCCCCUGCUCCUCUCCAGCCGGCCCCGGCCGGUGCCUGUGUGCCGGGGAGGAGCAGGGGCGCCCCUGCCCCGUUCGCUCACGAGUUCUUCCUCCAGUUCCGUUCCAAGGGACCGUGUCCGUGUCUCCGUAACAUGUCUAGCAGUGAGAAACACCCGCAGUGUCCAAGCCCCCGAGCCCCGGCGCGUGCCCGAGCCGUGGGUGCUGCCCGCAGGGGCUGGUGUGUGUGUGUGUGUGAGCGUGUGUGAAGCCCGGGUUUAUGGCUCUGUCUCCCUCCCAGCACCAUAAACCCCGGCUAUCCUGGCGUGUCUGUGUGUGUACAAAGCAUGUUUACCUGCUCGCGGGCUGCUGUACAUUUUGCUUGCACGCGUGUCCCUGUGGUUCUGCUCUGGUCAUCGUGGAACUAUUUUUUUUUAUAUAUAUAUCUCUCUCUCUAUCUAUGGGUGGACGGGUCUUUUGCCUUUGUGAACCCUUGGCGCCCCAGCCCGCUCCCCAGCCUGCUGGGUGGUGACGGUGCCUGCGCCCCCCCCGAGGUCCCAUAGUGCCGACGCUGUGUUGUGACGUGGCAUGGAUAUUCCCCCGUCGCUGGAUGUGCAAUACGAGGGCAGCUGCCAGUGACACAGCUGUCCCCGUGUCCGUGAAUAAAGCCAACUCUUGUCUGUA
Parus major (Great Tit) is the source of this 997-nucleotide messenger RNA. It is a transcript of the gene SNCB, whose product is annotated as synuclein beta. The annotation marks the transcript as partial. NCBI's taxonomy places the organism in Eukaryota, Metazoa, Chordata, Aves, Passeriformes, Paridae. Gene Ontology annotation, molecular function: cuprous ion binding. The transcript is spliced from 4 exons. Gene Ontology annotation, cellular component: neuronal cell body; cytoplasm; axon terminus. The record is from RefSeq and is a predicted model, not a curated record. Gene Ontology annotation, biological process: chemical synaptic transmission; synapse organization; synaptic vesicle endocytosis.